Molecule: messenger RNA, 2049 nt
Organism: Mycosarcoma maydis (corn smut)
Lineage: Eukaryota; Fungi; Basidiomycota; Ustilaginomycetes; Ustilaginales
Exons: 2
Coding region: 1-2049 (682 amino acids)
Biological process (GO): molybdenum incorporation into molybdenum-molybdopterin complex; Mo-molybdopterin cofactor biosynthetic process
Cellular component (GO): cytoplasm; cytosol
Molecular function (GO): molybdopterin molybdotransferase activity
Source: RefSeq, a predicted model, not a curated record
AUGCACUUGUACCGAGCUGGUAUUCUCACCGUGUCGGACACGGCGUCUGCUGAUGCAUCUCUGGAUCGAUCCGGUGCGGUACUCUCGGAGCAACUUGUUACUGCUGGAUUUAGGGAUGUGCAACGAAGGAUCUGUCCCGACAACGUCGAUGCGAUUCGAGGUCAAGUUCAAAGUCUCGUCGACGACGAGCAUGUGCAGUUGGUCAUCACGACAGGAGGCACCGGCUUUGGCUUGCGCGAUGUAACGCCGGAAGCAGUCGAACCGCUGAUCACGCGCAAGACUCCUGCACUGACACACGCGCUCACCGCGCAUUCGCUCACAAAGACACCGCUCGCCGCUCUCUCUCGAGGCAUCACUGGCAUUCGAAAGUGUGCGUCUGACAAAGAAGCGCUCAUCGUCUGUCUACCUGGCUCACCUAAAGCAGUCAAGGAAUGCCUCCAAGUGUUGCUGGGCAACGGUUUGCUCAAGCAUGCUCUCGAGCUCUUGGCCGGUGGCUCAGGCGAGCCAAGGCAUAAGCAAAUGCAAGGCGGAUUGCACAGAACUAGUGCUGCUACUGCUAAUGCUGCCGCUGCUGCUGUAGACACUUCCACUGAGACAGGAUGUGCUCAUCACCACCACCACCACCACCAUCAUCACGGUGGUAGCGGACUGCACUCGCACUCAGCCCCUAAACCACGAACGACGCCCUUGGACCACUCAGCCUUCCGCACCGUCGACCCUUCUUCCGGCGCUUCGCUUCGACACCGCACGUCGCCUUACCCACUUUUGCAUCUGGACGAAGCGCUAUCGUUGAUCGCACAACACACUCCCUCACCGACGACCAUCGAGACGCUUGCGCUCAGCACCCAACUCAUUGGGCACGUGUUGGCCGAAGACGUCAAGGCGACGUGCGAUCUGCCACCGGGUGCGACGACCAACGUCGACGGCUACGCGGUGAAAGCCAGCGCUACGCCGCCGGGUGUCUACGAGGUGAUAACGCUCCAGGCGCUUCAGUCUGGCUCGGCACUGGAAGCCGGCAAGAUCUUGCGCAUCAAUACAGGACAAGGAUUGCCAGCAGCGACUGACUCGGUUGUGAUGGUGGAAGACACCGAGCUGAACUCAUCGCAUGUGGAAACGGGAGAAGAGCUCACGGUGAGGAUCCUAGCUCAAGUAGAGCAAGGCGAAAAUGUUCGUGCCAGGGGAAGCGACGUUGAGGCGGGACAAGUGGUGUUACGCAAGGGUACGACGAUCUCGGCGCUGGGAGGCGAGAUUGGAACGCUGGCAUUCCUCGGACGAAGCGAGGUGAAAGUGUACCGGAAACCGACCAUUGCGAUUCUGAGCACAGGCAAUGAGCUGAUUGAUCCGGCUCGCGCGCCUACAGCCGCUAGCACGACCACAGAGUGGGGGUUCAACGUCUUUGACGCGAACCGACCUGGUCUACACGCCGCGAUUCGCGCGCUUGGAUUCGAGAUUGUGGACCUGGGCAUUAGCUCGGACUCGGUCGAUUCGACGCUCGCUGCGCUGACUCGCGGUCUUGGCGAGGCGGAUGUGAUCCUUACCACUGGCGGGACGAGUAUGGGCGAGGCGGACCUACUGAAGCCGCUGAUCGAGCGUCAGCUCAAGGGCACCAUCCACUUUGGCCGCGUCGCAAUCAAGCCUGGAAAACCAACCACGUUUGCGACGGUCGAGGACAAGAUCAUCUUUGCUCUGCCGGGGAAUCCUGCCUCUGCGCUGGUUACGUUUUACGUGUUUGUGCUUCCGUGUCUGCGCAAGUGGUGCGGGUUUGCUCCCAACGACGACGCUGUGAAUGCGUGGAACUUGCCCAAAGUGGCCGUUACACUCGCAGCCGAGAUGCGCCUGGAUGCACGACCCGAGUUCCACAGAGUAGUCGUCAAAGCCGAACAUGCCGCCUUGGUCGCCUACAGCACCGGCUCUCAGAGAAGCUCAGGUAUGCACAGCAUGUCGACCGCAAACGCUCUAAUCGCGCUCCCGGCGCUCCAGCCCGGCGCUCCAUCCGUCUUGCCAAAAGGCUCGCAAGCACACGCCAUCUUACUCGGCACCAUUGUGUGA